GUGACGAAAGCGGAAAUGGCUACGGACUGUCAGAGCCUCUUAGAACUGACAAUGGAGGGGUUGUGUCAGCCGCCGCAGGAGGUCAGAUCCGAGGUAACUAAUCAGCUUCUAGACCUUCAGUGGAAAAUGGGUAUGGCAGUGAGUUCAGACAGUUGCAAAUCUCUUAAGUCUCCUUAUGUUGCAGUGACACUUAAAGUGGCAGAUCAAUCAGGCCAGAUUACAAACAAGUCCUUUGAAAUGACAAUUCCACAAUUUCAGUACUUCUUCAAGCAGUUCAAAGAAAUGGCUGCUGUGAUUGAAACUGUGUAAGAGCAGCAUCCUUUGUUGUCAAUUUCCCAUAACCUUUGUAAGAUGAUGUGUGUCAUUUGAUGUAAAUACAAUUGCAUAAUGAUUAAAUGCUAUUUGUUAAAGGAAGAUAUAA
Messenger RNA from Antechinus flavipes (yellow-footed antechinus), 421 nucleotides. RefSeq names its product COMM domain containing 6 (gene COMMD6). Gene Ontology annotation, molecular function: NF-kappaB binding. The transcript is spliced from 4 exons. The record is from RefSeq and is a predicted model, not a curated record. Bases 16 to 309 code for a protein of 97 amino acids. NCBI's taxonomy places the organism in Eukaryota, Metazoa, Chordata, Mammalia, Dasyuromorphia, Dasyuridae.